Rotaria sp. Silwood1 is the source of this 7980-nucleotide messenger RNA. Lineage: Eukaryota; Metazoa; Rotifera; Eurotatoria; Philodinida; Philodinidae. The record is from the annotation of a GenBank genome assembly.
AUGGCUUCAUUAGAGAAUCAUAAGCCAAAUGAUAGUCUUCAAUCUGAUGAUGAUGAUGAAAAUACAAUUCACGUCAUAGAUAUAAGUAAUGGUUUAUUUCCUGAACAAAUACCUCAUCGUAUUGAAAGUGGUGAUACAAUUGAAUUUAAAACAAAUAAAACAGAUGAAUAUGAUGUGUUUCAAGUUUAUAAAGAUGAAGAUGAUUAUUAUAGAAUAAAUAAUGGUUUUGAAUUAUAUAAUAUAAAAAAUACUACAACAAAAAAUAACAGACGUAUUUUACUUUCAUUAGAUCUUCAACAACCAAAAAUUGAAUUAUAUUUUUGUAUCCUUCCAUCAUCACAACGUGAAAUUGUUAUAAAAUCACGGAAAUGUUCAAAUGAGAAUUGCGAAAAGAAUUGCCUUAUAGUUCAUAAGAGUGAAAUAAAAUUUUCUUUAGGUGAUAAUAAAGAAAGUCAAAAAUUAGUUUUACAUAAAGGUGAUACUAUUGAACUUGAUUGGGCAUCAAAACGUGGUAAUGGUUAUCGUAUAGAAGAAAAUAAAUAUUGUCCAAUAUCUGGUGGUCUUUAUAAAGUUGAACAAACAUCAGAAAUAACAACAAAUCGUGCUUUAUCAAAAGGAAAUUUUACCAAAACAUUUAAGGAAUUUGGUACAUCAUUUUUAUUUCGUUUAACUGAAACAAAUCAAAUUCAUGAUAUAAUUGUAUGUAUUAUUAAAGAUAAUUAUCAUAUAAAAUAUAUUGAAAUAACUGAUACAAAUAUUCAACCAAAUAUUAUAUCAAUUGAACAAAAUGAUUCAAUUAUAUUUCAAUGGAAUACAACACAAAAACAAACUAUUGUACAAAUUGAACCUUUUAUUAUCGAUCCACUAAAUCAACAAUCAAUCGAAUUAAAAACAGAAGGAAAACAUUUCUUUUGGCCAAAUGAACCAUCAUGUCGUGGUUAUAUGAUUCAUAAAUUUCAUGAAACAGGUAUUUUUUGUUUUAAAACAGCAAAUAAUCAAAUAGGAACAAUUAUUGUUGAACCAAAAAUUAAUAUUCAUUCAUUUCCAAUAUUUGGUGAUCAAUUAAUUUUAAAAAUGAAAACAACUGAUUUAAUUCAAUUUGAAUGGAAAAUGACUGAUUCACAAGAUGAACCGAUAUUAAUUACUAUUGAUGCUAAUUCAUCUGUUGUACCGGAUGUUGCUGGUGGCCUUACAGGAAUAUUUGAUUGUUCUAUGCAUAAAUGUGUCAAAGUUGAACCAUUUUUUCGUCAUCAUUUUCAUACAUGUGAAGCAUUUAUUAUUAAUAUACCACAACAUGGUCUUUAUAAUUUUGCUUAUUCUGAUAAUCGUGAUGAUGUUGUUUUAAGUGUUAUCGUUGAAAAUAGUAUUGCUAAUCAUCGUGUUACGUAUAAUGAACAAAAUAUGUUUGAACCUCAUACACUAGUUAUUAAUCGAUAUGAUCAAGUUCAGUUUAAUUCAAUAUCAACAACAUUAACAAAUAUCUAUCAAACAGAUGAAUAUGGAAAUCAUUUAGAAGAAAAUAAACCAGUAUUUCAACCACAAUUAAAUAGUAUGAAUUAUUUUAUGCAACAAUUACGACAAACUGGAAUCUAUUAUUUUUCAAACGAUAUUAGUAGUGAUGAUGAGAAAAAAUCUUUCAAAGCACCACCAUUAGCAGUUAUUGUUUUACCUGAAAUCCGUUUUCAUUAUAAAUUAAUUCGUUUAAGUGAUUUUGAUUCACAAACAAUAAUAACAACUGUGAAUGAUUUUAUUAUUUGGGAAUUUGAACAAAUCAUUCGUUUUAAUGUUAUACAAUUACGUUCAAAUGAAACUUUACAAGACUUAAUAUCAUGUCAUGAUCGUGCUAUACCUGGUCGAAAUCGACAAUGUCUUGCUGUUGAAUGUAUUAUGCCUGGAACAUUUCAUUUUGCUAAUCCGGAAUUUGAACGAGUAACUGGUUCAGAUCAGGAUCGUCUUAUAUCAACAAUUAUUAUCGAUCCACCAUUUAGCCAUGCUUGUUUUCUUAUUACUGAUCAACAAUUUAUUCCAAAUUUUUUAUGCAUUGCUCAAAACGAUACCGUCUCAUGGAUAUUAUUAGAUAAUGAUCAAUAUCAUCGAAUUUAUGUCGAAUCAGAUGAGAAUAAACGAGAAAUGAAUGAAGAUAAUCGUAUCGAUCGAUCGAUUGAACAAUAUGUUAAUGAUGUCCAUUAUUUAUAUACAUUUGAUCAAUGUGGACAAUAUACUAUUCGAUCGAAUCGUUUUAAUGAAACAGUAACUGUUAUCGUCUAUCCAGAUGAUAUCAUUCGAAGUCAAAAAAAACGAACACAACAACCUGAAUUAAUUGAAGAACUUGAUAUUGCAAGUCAAUAUGGAACAAAAGUACAUUUACAAGGUCCAAAUCAAGAUGCAACAAUAUAUUAUACUCUUGAUGGAACACUUCCAACACGACAUUAUAAAAAUGUUUAUACUUAUGAUUCAAAUAAAGGUAUAUCUUUUACAGAAUCCGGUUUACAUGUUUUACGCGCUUAUGCAACUGAAAAUGGAAAAUUAUCCAGUGCUAUUUUUACAAGCAGUCCAACAUUUGUUAUGGAAAAUGAAGAACUUGAAAUGAUAAAAGAACUUCGAGCAAUGUGGAAUGAUACAAAAAUAACAAUAUCAGCUGCAAUACAUUAUCCAAAUAAAUUAUAUGGAAAAAUUGAUGUUGAACCAACAAAUUCAACUGAUUUGAUUGAUCGUUUUGAAUUAUAUGUUGAUGAUGUAGCACAACGAGUAAAUUUAUCAGCAACUGAUGUUAAAUUUUCAGCUGAAGGUUUUGCGGGUGGUGAACAAUAUGAAAUACAUGUUGUUGCUUAUCCAAAACAAAAUAUUGUUGAUGCUGAACCUAUUUCAUCAAAUAAACGAGCAUUUGAAAUUAAACGUGAAAUUCAAGGUGGUGCACCAUUAAUAAGUUUAGCUGUAUCAAAUGAACAAAGUACAAUAUUUUUAAUGUGGGCACAUAUUGGUGAACAUGUUAGUGAAUAUGUUGUUUAUGUUGAUAGUAUUGAAACAACAACUAUUUUGGAAAAAGAUUUUAAUGAUUUUUUUGGUAUUCAAUUUCAUGGUGCUCAACAAACAAAACGAUAUAUUUUACAUGUUGAAGCAAAAUUAAAAAAUAAUAAUGAAAUUCGUAAAUCAAAUAUAAUUACUGUUAAUCCACCAUUAGAAAUGCCAUUAAAAGAACAAUUAAUCGAUCGAUAUUUUGCAUAUAUUACAGUUAAUGCUGAAUCACCACCACCUGAUAUGCGUCUCGAAGUUAUUCAUCUUGAUCAUUUUCCAAAUCGACGUCCAGAACCCAAACGUACAGUUGAAAGUCUUCCGAUUACAACUGGUCUACGAAAUGCAGUACCAACAAUAUCAUUUGAACAAAAUUCCGAUGGUAUUAUUCUGUCUUGGACAAAAAAGUCACCAGCUAUUUUAGAUUUUGUUGAAAAUUAUCGAAUUAUGAUCGAUGGCGAACAAUAUGGAGAAGUAAUAUCACCGGAAGAUGAAUCAAAACUUCAAUUGAAUCUUUCACCAGGUGAACAUGAAUGUUAUUUACUUGUUUUGCCAAAAGAUAAAGAUCAAGAAGUUUAUCAAUCGAACAUUCUUAAAUUUGAUAUACCAUCUCCUGUUGACAACACAUCAGAAGAAAACAAUACUAUUAUUCAUAAACCUCUUGAACAAGAAGAUAUUCCUAUUCCAAAUUUAAUUAUACAAAUAAUAAAACAAUCUUCAAUUCGUGCUACAUGGUCUUUAGAUCGACCAAUACCAACAGAAGCAUCUACAACUAUGUAUGAAAUUCAUAUACGUGGUGAAAAAUUUUCUGAUAAGAUAAAAAGUGAUCAAAAUUUUCAACAAGAUGGUUAUAUAGAACAUGUUUGGCGUGUAUCUAAUCCUCAAUUGGACAUAAAAGGAAUUCCCGAUCGAUACGAAUACAUAGUUUUUGUUCAAGCUUUAUUUACUAUUCAAGAACUAAGUGAAACAAAAUAUUUUACAACAACAUCAAAUGAAGUAAAAAUUGAACGAGUCAUUCCAUUAAUUGAUCUAUUACCAAGACCAAUACUUACAGUAACACGUAUUGGAUUGCAAAUGGCAAAUUUUUCAUGGAAACUUGAGAAUUCUGUUGAUCAAUCAUUAAUUAAAGGUUUUCGUAUUAUUUUAAAUAAAAAACCAACUGAAAUUUUUUCAUCUAAUCAAUAUGAAUAUGAAUUACGAAAUAUAAAAUCAGGUACAAUAAAUGAUGUAGAAGUAUCAAUUACUUGUUAUCCAGAUUUUAUUGAAGAAAAAUUAUCUAAUUCAAUACGUAUUAUAUGUCCACGACGACCACAACCAUUAAUAAUUCAAUCAAUUCAAAAUGAAAAACCAUUUUCAAUAGGAAUUAAAUGGAAAAUCGAUAAUAAUAAUAUUCAAGAUGAAAUAACAUCUUUUAAAAUAUUUCUCGAUGGAAAACUUCAUUGUGAAAUUGAUACAAAUCGACGUCAUUCAUUUAAAUAUGAAUUUGCUAAAUUACAAGCUGAUCAAACAUAUUCAAUUUAUGUUAAAUCUUGUAUUGGACAAAAGAAACUUGAAGAUAAUGUUUAUCAAUGUGAUAUUGAAUCAAAUACAUCAAAUGAAUUAGUAUUAAAAUGUUUUACUCCACCUAAAGGUACACCACCACGAAUAGAAAGGAUGUAUCCAAAUGGUAUUGAUAUUGUUUGGGAUGCACCUAUUGAGUUUGGAAAUGUCAAAGUGACCGGAUAUCAAAUAUUAAAAAAUGAUCGAGCAAUUGGCCCAUCAAUAUCACUUGAUAAACGGCGAGUAUCAAUUCAUGAUCUUGAAGUUGGAAAUCAAUAUUUAUUACAAGUCGUACCAUUAACUAAUCAAUCCGGUAGUAUUCCAUUUCAAACAGGAGAAGAAUAUGAUCCAGAACGACAUAUCUAUUGUUUACCAGGACCAAAACUCGAUGUUGAUUUUACAGAUUUAGUACAAAGUCCAUCUAAAUUUUGGAUAGAAAAUAUUUCUGGACAUUCAGCAGUUGUUUGUUGGUCAGCAAAUGAUUCAUCAAAUGUAAAUAUACAACCAGAUAGUUAUAAAUUAUUUAUUUGGAAUAGUAAAGAACAAACACGUGAUCAAGCUACUGUUAUUCCAAUAUCAAAAGAUAAAAGAAGUCAACAAUUAAAAGAUCUUCAAUCAGCUACAACAUAUGAAAUUCAAUUAGAAACCUAUAAAAGACGACGUCAUAAAAAAACAAAUGACGCCUACAUAGUUUCAGCAACAUCAAAAAUUUUAAAAUUCGAAACAGGUGCACCACCUGAUGCUCCAACAAAUAUAAAUAUAAUUGCUUGUACAAAUACAGGUGUUCGUAUAGGUUUUGAUCCAUUUAUUGAACAUAGUGCUGAAAUAAUAGCAUUACGUAUUUAUUGUGAAUCUAUAUCAUCAUUAAGAACACAUACAAAAGAAAUUAUUCUUGAUUUAACACCUGAUUCAACAGAAUUUAUUUUAUCAAAUUUAAUUGAACGUACUGAUUAUAAUUUAACAAUAUAUGCUAUAACAGAUGAAUAUUUACAUGAAAUUCAUUGUCGAGAUAUAUCACAAUUACCAAAAAAAUUAAAAUCAUCUUAUUGGUUAACAAAUAAAAGUAUACAAUUUACAACAAGUGGUUGUGAACCAGCAAGUCAAAUACAUAUAACAAGUGCAACUAUUGAAUCUAUACAACUUAAUUGGAUAUUACCAAAAGUUUAUGGUUCAACAAAAUAUCUUGGACAAAUACUUCGUUGGAAAUUACAACGUAGUGAUAUUGAACAUAGUAUGGAACUUGAUUGUAAUAUAACAAAUACAAUUAUACCUGGAAUAUUAGCAUUAGGUUUAUAUAAAAUUUCACUUGAUUCAUUAUUUAGUAUGAAAAUAACUCUUGAUGAUGAAGAUGAUGAAAUAAAUCGAAAAGAAAUACGUUUAACAACAACUGAAAUAACAUCCGUACGUUAUCGUUUUCCAGGUUUAUCAGAAAAACCUGAAAUUUAUUUAACUGGUUAUACAAAUACAACUAUUGAUUUAACAUGGAAUAAACCAAAUAUGUUUAGUAUAAUUGAUCAUCCUGAAAGAUUAAAUCAACAAAUUAAAAUACAUCGACGAUUAAUUGGUUAUAGAGUUGAAAUAAAUGGACAAAAAUAUAAUACUUUAGAUAAAGAUCAAUAUCAAUGUACAUUAACGGAAUGUCAACCAGGUGAAGAUUAUAAAGUACAAUUAAUUGUACAAAGUGUUGUUCAAAAUGAAUAUAUGGAUGAUCUAUUUUUCAAUGAUAAUGAUAAUGAUGAAGAACCAGAUGAAACAAUAUCAAAAAAAAUACAUGUUCCAAUGUUAAACAAUCAAGAUCUUCUUCGAUCAUUUCAAGCUAAUUUUGAAUUUCAUCAUAAUGUUACAAAAGAAAAUACGAUUCAACAACGAAAUGAAGUUAAACCAUUAGGAAAAAUAAAUGUUCAUUGGACAGUAUCAAAUAUAGAAAAUGUUUCACAUUUUAUUUUACAAUGGCAUUCAUCAAAAGAUUUACGUAUUCAACAAAGAGCUCUUAAUAAUAAUGAAACAUCAUUUACAAUAGAUGCACGUGAUGAAAAACAUUUUUAUAUCAUUGAAAUAAUUAUUGUUACACAUGAUGGUAUAAAACAUCAAUAUGAACCAUUAAAAAUGCCAAUACCAGGUGAACCAGAUGCACCAAAAUUAUGGCUUGUUAAAACAUCUGAUUCAAGUUUUAUUGUUGAAUGGUCUGAACCAAAAUCUUAUGGAAUACCUGUUAUUGGUUUUCAAUUAUAUAUUGAAGGAAAACAAGCAGGUGAUACAAUUGCAGUUAAUUUACAUCGUGCUGAAAUUCCUUCAAAUAUUAAUCGAACAUAUCAAGUUAGUGUUUGUGCUAUUACAAAUAAUCCUGAACGUUCACGUUCAGCUAUGUCACAUACAUUAUCAGUUUUAACAACACCACCAACAAAUCCUAUUCCAACAAUGUAUCAUAAUCAUCAUGAUAAUAGUUCAAAAUCAUUUCAUCGUAAUAUAGUAGUACGUACUAUACCUAUUCAAAUUGAAUCAAUUACAGAAGAAAAACUUCAAAUUGAUUGGACAUCAUUUUUACCUACGAUAGAAAUACGUGCGUAUUAUAUUCAUAAUACCUGUUUAAAUAAUGGUGAAAUACAAACUAUACAAAUAUCGACACGACAUCGAAAUGCAAUUUUACGUGAUUUAAUACCUGGUUUUACUUAUGAAAUAACAGUUGUAGCUGUUGAUAAAGAUGGUGACAUAGUAUAUAAAUCAGAUAUAAAUACUAUACAAAUGAGUGCUCCACCUAAUGCUCCAAUUGUUGCAAUCCGUGAACGUACAAAUGAUCAUGUAACAUUUGAAUGGCGUCCAGCACCAAGUUAUGGUGAACUUGCUGUUGUUGGCUAUAAAAUCUAUAUAAAUAAUCGUUUAGUAGCUAUUCUUUCACAUGAUCAAUUAACAUAUACAUUAACCAAUGGUUCAGCAUGUGAAGAAUAUACAGCUCAUGUUCAAGCAUUAAGUAAUGAUAAAAAUAUCUCAAGUCCAAUGUCUCGUGGUGUUAUAUUUACUUGGCCUGGUAUUAAACCAGGUGCAUUUACCCGUUUAGAUGAUGGAUUAACAGCAACAGUUGUUGUCGCUUGGGAACAUCCUCAAUUAGAAGAUGAAACAGAAAAAUUAAUUAGAUUUAAAAUUUUUUCCGAAAAUGUGACAACACAUGCUAUUCGUUUACAUGGUGAAUAUAAUGCUGAUACACAUCAAGCAACAAUUUAUGAUUUAAUUCAUGGAAAAUAUCAUCUUUGGCUUGAAAUUCAAAGUGAACAUUAUUGUGUUCGUACACGACCAAUUACAAUUGGAUCUGGUCGAUUUCGAAAUCGUCAAUUAUAUGGUUCAGCUAAAUGUUUUAUGAAAAAACAAAAACGAUUUCGUUCAACAGGAACUAUGACAAUGACACCAACACUUCGACAAAUUCAAUAUUCAUGA